AUGGCUACAGCAACCGCAGAACCGCAUGAAGACUUGGCGUGCGUACAAAAUCUGGCCCUGGAGCACCAUAACUACUACCAUGCGGAACAAAGCACCUCUGAGUCCAGCGGAAUUCCCGCUGCCACUGGUGCCAACGCGUCCUCUCGUUGCCAAAACAAGCCGAUGGAGGACAUUCCUGAGGAGGAAUGCUGGCUCUUCAAACCCUCUAAGGUAACGGGUUCAUCACUCUUCUUACCCAAUAACUCCUCUCUCUUGUGGGCGCGCGAGGUCUUCGACUCUCCAUCUUCUGAGUUUUAUCACCGACGUCGCGAUCUUCUGAAUCGCCUUGAGUUUAUCCUUGCCACGGAACCGGCCAAACGCUUACCAAAUCUUGGGGGAAGUGUUCCUGCUCUCAAUACCACCCCCACAACUGUCGCUCCUACUCCUCUGGCCAAAUCUCGUGCCGUCGGCGGUGGCAGUGGGCAGAAUUUUGGUCCGGGCAGUAGCGCUACUUUCGUGCGACCAAAACGUCACGCAUCAGAGAUGUUACCGCAGCACUCACAUCAGCGCUCAUCUCCUGCUGGUAGCCACUCUCCGGUGCAUUUCAAGACCUCUUCCGGUUCAACUGAUGAUCUGCAAAAUGUCGCCGAUUUGCAGAGCAUGGCUCGCAAACAAGAGGAUGAACUGAAAGCUGAGGUCGCGGCUAUCUCUGCUCACCAGCAAGCCUCACGUAUGGGUGGUAGUCAACAGUCUCUCAAUUCAGCUAACCGAUCUGGCCAAGAGAGCCCCUAUAACAGCCAAUCACGGCUCAACAUAUCCUCUAGUCCCUCUCCUAGCGACAUCGCCAAGCAACAGAUGACGGCCUUGCGGCUGUCAUUUGACAGUCAGCGCCAUGCUUCAGCACUGCCUCGUGGUGGGGAGAGUGACGAGAAUAUGAUAGUAGGUGGCGAAGCAAGUAUUACCUCACCGGGCCUGCGAAACAGUCUGGAUCCGACGCAGACACUUCUCGUUGAUAAUGUUCCUCCACCUGGAGCUCAACAAGCAGUAAUCGUAGGUCGACCAAUAGGGAAGAUGGUUUCCCGUCUGCCUGCACCGAUGCGUCGGGGACCUCGAUUUCCUAGUACUGAGACUCUCCCUUCUUUCGGUUGGGGGGAUGGUCUCUACGGUGGUGGGCCGAUGCGACGCAGUAGUCAAGAGCAACUGGCUGCUCGACGUAUUCCCGUACCUCCGCCACGCUCUGGUUCCUCCCUCUCUGGCAUGGGACUUCAGCAGCAGUAG
This is a messenger RNA of Hydatigera taeniaeformis, 1257 nucleotides long. NCBI's taxonomy places the organism in Eukaryota, Metazoa, Platyhelminthes, Cestoda, Cyclophyllidea, Taeniidae. The record is from the annotation of a GenBank genome assembly.